This is a messenger RNA of Seriola aureovittata, 821 nucleotides long. RefSeq names its product FXYD domain containing ion transport regulator 5 (gene fxyd5). Gene Ontology annotation, cellular component: membrane. Gene Ontology annotation, biological process: regulation of sodium ion transmembrane transporter activity. Lineage: Eukaryota; Metazoa; Chordata; Actinopteri; Carangiformes; Carangidae. The record is from RefSeq and is a predicted model, not a curated record. The coding region runs from base 126 to 758 and encodes 210 amino acids. Gene Ontology annotation, molecular function: sodium channel regulator activity. The transcript is spliced from 10 exons.
CGAAAGAGCGAAACAGAGUUCAGACAAUUGGAUGAGGAAGUGGUGAUGAUGAGUACAUGGGUGUGGUUGUUUAGCAGUUACCCCAUCAGCCUUUCAGAGGUCACAUACACAGAAAAGUAUCGUGGAUGAUGAGGCUGCGGAUAAACGUCUGGACUCCGGCACCUCACAGGAUGGAUACGAAGAUCUUAUUGGCCUCCAUUUUCAUGUGUGUCAUGUUUGGAGUGUCAAGGGCUCAGGAUCCCACAACCACAGAUCAAAUGGUGUCUGCGAGCAGCUCUAUGGAAAACUUGAAAACAAUGCCCACGGCUCUGACUCCCGCUGAAAGGAGAGUGGAAAGUAGAGUUACUAGGGAUGUUGUCUCCUCCCCAGAAACGGACCAGACCACAAACCAGCAAACUGGCACUAGCAACCCAGUGAAAGACAUCAUCACAACAUCAGAAAUUAAGACUUCAACAGCUCCCAAAGCGAAAACAGCAGAACCACAAACGACGUCCACAUCCACUCCAGCAUCCACAGUGACAUCCUCCGGAUCCAUAGCUAAGGAAACCACCACAAAAGGCACCCAUCAAGCUAUUGCCUGGGAUCCGAAGUGGGACAAAGGUUUCACCUACGAUUAUGAGACCCUGCGCAAGGCUGGACUGUCCAUUGCAGCAUUCCUCUUCAUCCUCGGUAUAAUGGUCAUUAGCUGUGGCAAGGUCUGUCGGCUGCCCAAGUGUCACAAGAGGUCAUCAAAAUCAUACCGAGUGGUCCAAGGAUAGAGAGAGAGAGAGAGAGAGAGAGAGAGAGAGAGAGAGAGAGAGAGAGAGAGAGAGAGAGCAUGU